Messenger RNA from Eupeodes corollae, 1421 nucleotides. RefSeq names its product putative nuclease HARBI1. The record is from RefSeq and is a predicted model, not a curated record. Bases 783 to 1322 code for a protein of 179 amino acids. The transcript is spliced from 5 exons. NCBI's taxonomy places the organism in Eukaryota, Metazoa, Arthropoda, Insecta, Diptera, Syrphidae.
UUAUCGUUAGACGAUAUCGUUUCGACGAUAGUCUCACUUCACGUAAGACGAUAAUCGUCAAAGCGAUAUCGUCAAAACGAUAGCGUUUGCACGAUAGCUAAAUAGGUAUCGUCUGUCAUUAAUUUCCAAAUUCAACUAAGCAAAUUGAAGUCAACAUGUUUCGACGUAAUUUACUUUUGUUACAAAGUGGAAAUGAAAACUCAAAAAAAAAAAAACAAUUAAUACGUUUACGAAGACAAUUAAGAGAUGAAUCAGACCCUCUUUCUGUUCCAACCCAUAUGUAAGCAUUUUAUUUUAUAUACAAACGAAAAUAUGUACAUAUUACUUGUAAAAUAAUUUAACAAAAUUGUAGUUUUAUUCAACGUUUUCGCAUUUCAAAAGAGGCCUUUAUAAUGAUACUGGAAACAAUAAAUUUGCCAGACGGUAGUCGUUCUACAUACAUACCUUCAAUAUUAAGAUUUGCUAUAACUAUUGAGACUUUGGGUGGCGGAGGGUACCAAUGGUUGACAGGCAACGAUUUUGGACUCGCUCUUGCACAAAGCACAUUAUCCAAAAUAGUUUCGGAAACAACAAACGUUAUGGAAGCCAAGCUAUGUCCCCUGUAGAUAAAAUGGAGUCUAUCUGGGGAAAACGAAAAGUCCGAAAUAAAGCAAUGGUUUUAUCAAAAAUUUUCAAUACCAGGAGUUGUAGGUUGCAUAGAUGGCACACAUUUUUAUUUACAAAGACCACGGGAAGACGAACAAAUAUUCUUUAACAGGAAGGGAAAACACAGCGUAAAUGCAAUGGUUAUUUGUGAUCAUAAAAUGAGGAUAAUGGCAAUUAAUGCUAGAUACGGUGGAUCUGCACACGACUCAUUCGUAUGGAAACAUUCAAAUGAAAGACAAUUUUUCGAAAACACUUUUAAUGUACGAGAACAUAACUAUUGGCUUUUGGGUGAUAGUGGAUAUCCAUUAGAACCUUGGUUGCUUUCACCAUAUAGAAGCUCAUCCGAUGAAACGAAAAGUCAUUUUAAUAAUGUUCAUGCAAAAGCUAGAAAUGUAAUUGAACGUUGUAUCGGUAUUUUGAAAGGUCGAUGGAGAAUUCUCUUGGAAGAAAGAAAGAGUUGCUACGAACCGAUAAAAAUUGCUACCUUUGCAAAUGUUUGUGCUGCUCUACAUAACAUAUGUAUAUAUUAUAAUGUUGAAAAUGGUAACAUUUUAAUAGAGGACGAAAACUUCCCUAGCUAUGGAUUGAGCGAAUCGCAAAUAUCAAGUGAAAACAAUGCAAUGAAGCAAUUAGCAAUUAAUAUAAGAGAUGAUAUAAAAAAUUCGUUUUUGACAUGAUUAUUUAUUAUUAUUUAAAUAUAUUUAUACUAGGUAUAUUUCUGAAAAAAAAAAAUUAACACACAAAAACAACUGCAUAAAUUAGCAUACAUAACAAGA